GGGAGGGGGCGGAGGAGAGGCGGCUGGGCUCCGGCUCGGCUUUCUGCUCCACUCUGCCUCCCGCUCCACGCUACAUAGCUGCCCAAGACUCUCGCUCCUGCCCCAGGACCCCGUGGUGGGCCCUAAAACCCAGCGAGUUCCCAGACAAAAGCCCUGUCAACCCCUACUCCCGGUCCCCAGCCCCAGCAGGUCGCUGCGCCUCCAGGGGGCGCCGUGUGAGCGCCCUAUCCCGGCCACCCGGCGCCCCCUCCCACGGCCCAGGCGGGAGCGGGGCGCCGGGGGCCAUGCGGGGCCAAGGCCGAAAGGAGAGUUUGUCCGAAUCCCGAGAUCUGGAUGGCUCCUACGACCAGCUUACAGCAUUAGCUGCCCCAGCCUCCCUCCGCCCCCACAGACCCCGCCCGCUGGACCCAGACAGCGUGGAGGAUGAGUUUGAACUCUCCACCGUGUGUCACCGGCCUGAGGGGCUGGAGCAGCUGCAGGAACAAACCAAGUUCACUCGCAAAGAGUUGCAGGUCCUGUACCGAGGCUUCAAAAACGAAUGCCCCAGCGGCAUCGUCAACGAGGAGAACUUCAAGCAGAUAUACUCUCAGUUCUUUCCCCAAGGAGAAAACAGCAAGUCCUGCCUGGAGGCCAAGUUCACAUUCCACUGCUCAUCCACAGACUCCAGCACCUACGCUACUUUCCUCUUCAAUGCCUUUGACACCAACCAUGAUGGCUCUGUCAGUUUUGAGGACUUUGUGGCUGGUUUGUCGGUGAUCCUUCGGGGAACCAUAGACGAUAGACUGAACUGGGCCUUCAACUUAUAUGACCUCAACAAGGAUGGCUGUAUCACCAAGGAGGAAAUGCUUGACAUCAUGAAGUCUAUCUAUGACAUGAUGGGCAAGUACACAUACCCUGCCCUCCGGGAGGAGGCCCCAAGAGAGCACGUGGAGAGCUUCUUCCAGAAGAUGGACAGAAACAAGGACGGUGUGGUGACCAUCGAGGAGUUCAUUGAGUCUUGUCAAAAGGACGAGAACAUCAUGAAGUCCAUGCAGCUCUUUGACAAUGUCAUCUAGCCCCCGGGGACAGGGGUUAGUGCAUCCUGGGGUGACCAUGCUCUAGUCCUAGUUCAGGUGAACCUAACCCUUCUCUCCCAGGUCUCUCCUCAUUCUACCUGUACCCUGGGGGCUGUAGGGAUUCGAGGUCCUGGGGCUUCCGUAGUCCAGAUCCCCCGGAGCUAAGUGGCAGUCGUGGGCAAAGUCCAUUUGGGAGGGGGCACUCCCCACUCUGGACGGCUCUCAUCCCCUUCUCGCCAGACACCCAGUGCUGAGUACGCUGAGGCCAUCCCAGUGUAGGGACUGAGUGGUUCCUCAUCUCCCACCCCCACUCUAGAAACCACAUUAGACUGAAUGUCUCCUGCUAUGGUGCUUCCCCCAUCCCUGAUCUCAUAGACGCUCCUCUAAGAUUCCUUUCUCAGAGAACAUGCUCUGCCCAUGUCCCUGGCUGGCUUUGCAGCCUAGCCUUGGAGGGUCCUGUAAGAGGGGGGACAAGAAAGUAGAGCCAGUGAUUGGAUCCUAGGAAUUGGUUGGAGUGGAAAACAGAAAGCCUGGGCAGGUUACGAGAGCCCAAGUGGGGCUGCCACUGCCAGGUUCUAGGGUCUAAUGGCCCCGGAUAGCAGAAUAUAAGUUCCCUGACUUCCCAGAAGGCCUUAUGUCCUUAGCAAUGUCCCAGAAAUUUACCAUAACUUCCAGUGUCUUAGGAGAGCCUGAGAUCCAGAUAUCUGGUUCCUCCCGGAAUCCUCUCUAUCCUUCUUGCUUGUAUGAUGAGAGUGGUGGCCAGGGGAAGAUGAGUGGAAGGUGUCCCAGACGAUGCCUUCAGAGUCCCAUCCUGCCCUCCUGCCUGUCACCUGUUUUGAUGGCUUCAGUUUCAAUUUUCCAUGGCCUCUACAUUUAGAGGCGUGGAAUCAGGGAUUCUCCUGAAUUUGAGUCUUAACCACUCCUCCCAGUGGCUGCCUUAGGGGAAUGGGAGGGCAAAGGCAGGCACGUCUGAACCCAGUAUGGGGGCACUCAUUGGAAUGGUUGCCCAACCCUCCAAAUGCCCUAGAAUGCCCUAGGGUCCCUCUCCCCCUCUUUAGUCUACCCAGAGAUGCCCCUGAGCUCACCUAGAGGGCAGGGACCCUAGGAUCCAGGUCGGACCUUAUUGUCAGCACCCUGCCAUGCUGCUGCCCCUCUUAAUAUACUGGCUUGUCUCAUUCCUCACCCUCCCAGUCGGCUAGGGUCUGAGGGGAGGGGCCGCACAGAGCCCCCUCCUGUCAGACAUUGUUGACUGCUUUGCAUUUUGGGCUCUUCUACCUAUUUUGUAAAAUAAGACACCAGAUCCAAUAAAACAACGGCUAUGCACAGCCUG
Molecule: messenger RNA, 2385 nt
Organism: Microtus ochrogaster (prairie vole)
Lineage: Eukaryota; Metazoa; Chordata; Mammalia; Rodentia; Cricetidae
Gene: Kcnip2
Product: potassium voltage-gated channel interacting protein 2
Exons: 9
Coding region: 285-1055 (256 amino acids)
Biological process (GO): regulation of potassium ion transmembrane transport
Cellular component (GO): voltage-gated potassium channel complex
Molecular function (GO): calcium ion binding; potassium channel regulator activity
Source: RefSeq, a predicted model, not a curated record